AUGGCCUCUGGCGACACUCUGGCAAAGCGAAAACUGGACAAUUCCGAGCCGCUGGAGCCGUCAAAAAAUCCACGAAUUUCAGAUGUCCCUCCAGGAAUAAUAUCGCCGGAGCCGUCGUCCAGAAACUCCUCCCGGAGCUCCUCGAGAUCCAGCUCCCCGUCUAAACUGAAGAAGUACUUCUGUCACUAUGAGGACUGCGGCAAGGCCUACGCCAAGCCCUCGCUACUAGAACAACACAUCCGCACGCACACCAACGAACGACCGUUUGACUGCUCCUCCUGUGGACAGUCGUUUAUCAGAAAAGACCAUCUACAACGACAUAUGCUCAAGCACACCGACGAGGACGCCAAACCGCUGCACUGCUCGAUUUGCGGCAAGGGCGUGAACACGAACCAGCAUCUGCGGCGGCACGAAAAGACGCAUUACAAGUCGUUCAGGUGCAGUCACGAAAACUGCACCGAGUCGUUCUACAAGCACCAGUCGCUAAAGGCACACAUCAAUUCUGUGCACAACGCUUCGCGGCUGACGUGCGAGGAAUGCGGCAAGAGCUUCAGCCGGCCGGGCCGACUGUCUGACCAUAUGGAGAAACACCACAGCGCCACGCCAAAGCUCAUCUGCGAGUAUCCGGGCUGUUUCAAGGCGUUCAAGGUGUGGUCUGCUUUGCAGCUGCACAUAAAGUCCGAGCAUUCCAAGCUUUCGUGCGACAUCUGCGGAAAGCGCUGUGUGGGGCCGACGGGAUUGGCGAACCACAUGAAGAUCCACGACGAAACCACCGCCGUCAAGAUAUGGAAAUGCUCGCUGUGCGAGGAAAAAUACCAGAAAAAGGAGGAAUUGACACAGCACUACGAAAAAAGCCAUCCGGAGCACCAGAGCAGCGAGGAGCUGCGGUACGCUCCGUCGGCCGACUCGCCGAUCGACGAGGUGCCUGUCUCGAAGCCAACGAGGCAGACGUUCCAGAAACAGCUCAAGAAGGGCAGAAUCGGGUCUGUUUUCAACCUGCUGGUCUCGAACGUCAACGAGCGCACCAUUCUGUGCGAUCUGUGCGGCAGAGGGUUCAAGAAGGACUACGAUUUGCGCAGACAUCUGGAAUGGCACGGGAAAAAGGCGGGUCUACAGUAA
Molecule: messenger RNA, 1119 nt
Organism: Ogataea angusta
Lineage: Eukaryota; Fungi; Ascomycota; Pichiomycetes; Pichiales; Pichiaceae
Exons: 1
Coding region: 1-1119 (372 amino acids)
Biological process (GO): regulation of DNA-templated transcription
Molecular function (GO): RNA polymerase II cis-regulatory region sequence-specific DNA binding; DNA-binding transcription factor activity, RNA polymerase II-specific
Source: RefSeq, a predicted model, not a curated record